ACGCCCCGCCACGCCCCGCCCGAGGUGGCGGAGAAAGUGAUCUCUCAGUGCGUUAGUGCGUAGCAUGUGAGCAUGGCGCCCUACUGGUCCGCCGGCGCCCCAGCUGCAGCUGCAGCGGGCCCUGCGCGCCGCGCCUCCUCCGCGGGCGCCUUGGCCUCGGCCGCCAUGCAGGGCGCCGUGGGCCGCAAGGCGAGCAGCGCGGGCGAGGCGUACCACCGCAUCAUCUCGUCCACGCGCAACCCCCUGUACGGCAUGACGGCCGUGGGCCACGUGGGCCUGGCGGACAGCGUGGCGGGCUCGGCCUCGGACGACACGUCGGGCGGCUCGUCGUCGGCCUCGGCCUCGCGGCACUACGUGGACCCCUGGGACCUGGAGAACUUCAUGUACCUCAAGCGGCACUGGGCCGCCGAGGACGGCGAGGGCGAGGCCUCGUCCACGCCCGCGCUCGAGUCGGGCGCGCAGUCCGACUUCUACUACGUGGGGCCGUCGAGGCCGGCGGCCCGGUCCUCGCCCGGGCUCGACGUCGACCUGGACGUGGACGCCUACCCGUCCAUGUACCGGCCCGACUCGGUGCUGCUGGAGCCGCUGGCGCUCGGCCCCGCCAGCAUGAGCGUGCUCAACGCCGUCGAGGAGGAGAGCUUCUUCAACGAGCGCUUCGACCCGUCGCUGCACCAGCGGCAGCACUCGCAGCACUCGCACCGGCACGUGCGCAGGAGCCACUCGGCCGCCGCCACCUACCUGCACGACGCUCUGCCCACCGGCAGGGCCGGCGGCGCCACCCCCGGGGCGCCCAGCGCCUACGCCGGCCGGCGCCGCAGCGUCGCCUGCGCGCCGCGCUACUACAGGACGCCCAUCACGGGCGGGGACAGCAGUGGCGAGUACGAGGCAUUCGAGGACUACGCCGACGAGCUGUCGCGCCGCCUGGGCGCCGUAGAGCUGGAGCGGGCCGCCGCCGCGCCGCAGCCGCAGUCCUCCGCGGCGUCCGCCGGCCCGCGCUCCAAGAGGCACUCCGUGGCCGUGAGCAGGCCCGCCACCUCACACCAGGCAAUAAUAACAAACGCGUAA
Molecule: messenger RNA, 1065 nt
Organism: Frankliniella occidentalis (western flower thrips)
Lineage: Eukaryota; Metazoa; Arthropoda; Insecta; Thysanoptera; Thripidae
Exons: 3
Coding region: 73-1065 (330 amino acids)
Source: RefSeq, a predicted model, not a curated record